Molecule: messenger RNA, 1164 nt
Organism: Fonsecaea multimorphosa CBS 102226
Lineage: Eukaryota; Fungi; Ascomycota; Eurotiomycetes; Chaetothyriales; Herpotrichiellaceae
Exons: 2
Coding region: 1-1164 (387 amino acids)
Biological process (GO): nucleotide metabolic process; nicotinic acid riboside biosynthetic process; nicotinamide riboside biosynthetic process
Molecular function (GO): magnesium ion binding
Source: RefSeq, a predicted model, not a curated record
AUGGCGAGAUCAGCACAGCAACGAUAUGCCGAGAUCUUUAGAGAUGUCGAGGAUUUGAUACUCGAUCAUAUCAACCAGCAAGCUAUCUCGAAUCCAAGAUCUAAACUCAAUAUGCUGGUGCCUACCAUCUCUGCCUUCUUCACCCCUCUGGCCCUAGAAGACGCUUUCCGAUAUCAAGAUGCGAAGCGCGCCAUCUCCUCCCGCCGUUUUGUUGCCCCAUCAUUCAACGACAUCCGGCUAAUCCUGAACACCGCUCAAGUGAUGGCGAUGAUCCGGCCCAAGCCAUACAGACAAUUGAAAGUCAAGUUGAACCCAGGCCUUGAGCUUUUGACCUUUGAUGGUGAUGUCACAUUGUACGAGGACGGUGCAUCCCUACAUUCACCCGAGGCGAAUCCUGUGAUUCUACGACUCCUUCAUUUUCUGGCCCAGGAUGUCAAAAUCGGAAUCGUGACGGCCGCCGGAUACAUGCAACCCGAGCACUACUUCAAUCGUCUAUCUGGCCUGCUUUUGGCUGUCAAGGCUUCACCGCAUCUCAGUGCUAGUCAAAAAUCCAACCUGAUCAUCAUGGGCGGUGAAUCCAAUUUCCUCUUCGUGUUCGAUGAGAAGGAGGAGCACUGCUUGCGGUAUAUUCACCGGCGAGAAUGGAUUCUGGAUACCAUGAAACACUGGUCGGAGUCUGCCAUCCAAGAGCUUCUCAACGAUGCCGAGUCUGCGUUUCAAUCGUGCAUUCGCACGCUUCGGCUGCAAGCCAAAGUACUCCGGAAAGAACGAGCGGUUGGGAUUUACACAGCUGACCAGUCCAAGAAGCUCACCCGUGAACAACUGGAGGAAACCGUCCUGGUCGUUCAGCAGGUAGUGGAGACCUCUAUCAAUACGGCGCAUUCUGAAAAGCCAGCCCCAUAUGCGGAUAUCCCCUUUACCGUGUUCAAUGGGGGUGCCGAUGUUUUCCUGGAUAUUGGAGACAAGUCACUGGGGGUACAAUCAUGUCAGAAAUGGUUUGGGGGUAUUCGACCAUCCAGCACACUGCAUGUCGGUGAUCAAUUUCUGAGUGGAGGGGGGAAUGAUUUCAAGGCCAGAAGUGCGUGCUGUUGUGCGUGGAUUGCCAGUCCAGCAGAGACAGUGGCACUGUUGGACGAAAUGAUAGCACUGGGAAAGGGUGAUUAA